ACUCAGCCAUGAUAAGGAAAGGCUUCCAGGUAGCAGCAAGACUCGGCUACCACAGAGUCCUUCCUGGUACCCCCCGCAUCCUGCCCAGACUCAACACUGCUGCAGCAUUUGGAUCCUCCACGGAGUCCCUGGUCUCAAGAUUCUGUCAAGAGAAGACAGAUUUGAAGGAUUAUGCCCUUCCCAAUGCCAGCUGGUGUCCAGACAUGCUGAGCCUGUACCAGGAAUUUGUGGAGAAGACCAAGGCUGAUGGCUGGAUCAAACUGCCCUCCUUCAAGUCCAACAGAGACCACAUCCAGGGGCUCAAGCUGCCAUCUGGGUUAGCAGUUUCCUCAGACAAAAGUGACUGGCGCAUCUUCACCAGAUGCAUCCAAGUGGAAGGACAAGGCUACGAAUAUGUCAUCUUUUUCCACCCAUCCAAGAAGAAAUCUGUCUGUCUUUUCCAACCAGGCCCCUACCUGGAAGGGCCACCAGGGUUUGCCCAUGGAGGGUCCCUGGCAGCCAUGAUGGACGAGACCUUUUCUAAAACUGCCUACCUGGCUGGAGAGGGGCUAUUGACAUUAAGCCUCAACAUCAGGUUCAAAAACUUGAUCCCUGUGGGCUCUCUGGCUGUGCUGAACGUUGACGUGGAAAAGAUUGAGGACCAGAAGCUUUACAUGUCCUGCAUCACCCUGAGCAGGGACCAGCAGACAGUCUAUGCCAAGUCCUCAGGUGUUUUCCUGCAGCUGCAGCUGGAAGAGGAGUCGUCACAGUAACAGUCACUAUGCCUUCAGGAGGGCCUACUGCUGACUGCCUGCCUGCCUGGGACCCACCACAGAGCAGGGAGGGGUCCCCAGGGAAGUGACUGGUGAAGUGAGGGAGAGCGCAAUUUCCUCUUGAGUAAAUAAAGUCUCACAGCUGCAUUCUCAGCCCAAGACCCUUCUGUAACUGGAAAUCAAAAUGCUUCCAGGGCCUCCCAAACACCCACCUUCCCAUUAAGCACCAAAGGAAGAGAUUUACUGAGCAUCUGCCAGGUACCAGAUGCUGGGGGAAGCUCCAAGCACACCAUGAUGAAAGGCAGGGCCCUUGGCCUCAAGAUGCACAAUCGCAGACCAGGAGCAGAGUGCACAGGGUGCCCCUCAGCUCCCCCACCCCACCCUGGCUCCUAUUGUGGGUGCAGUGCAGACACAAAGGGAGGAGGGGUCAAUUUUACUCUAUGAAAGCAAUCAGAAAAGGCUUUCUAGAAGAAGCUGUGCUUGAACUGAGUCUCAAAAGUUAAGUGGUGUUCACGAGGCAGGCAGGGGAGAAGAGGAUACUCUAGCCAGAGGGAGCAGUAGGAG
Messenger RNA from Ceratotherium simum simum (southern white rhinoceros), 1316 nucleotides. It is a transcript of the gene THEM5, whose product is annotated as thioesterase superfamily member 5. Gene Ontology annotation, molecular function: long-chain fatty acyl-CoA hydrolase activity. Gene Ontology annotation, cellular component: mitochondrial matrix. Lineage: Eukaryota; Metazoa; Chordata; Mammalia; Perissodactyla; Rhinocerotidae. Gene Ontology annotation, biological process: long-chain fatty-acyl-CoA metabolic process; cardiolipin acyl-chain remodeling. The record is from RefSeq and is a predicted model, not a curated record.